Messenger RNA from Striga asiatica, 979 nucleotides. Lineage: Eukaryota; Viridiplantae; Streptophyta; Magnoliopsida; Lamiales; Orobanchaceae. The record is from the annotation of a GenBank genome assembly.
UUUGUCGCGCAGAGUGAGGCCAGAGAACAAGAUAAGGCAAAAUUUCAGAAACCCCUCAAACACAAUUCAAAAGGAUCACAAGAAAGAGUGUGGAUUAGCAGUGAAGGAAAAUGGCGUGCUGCUUGUCAAUGGUAACAAUGGCGUCUUACAGAGGAAACACUGCUUUCAACACCCCAUCAGCAUCACUUUCCCUUCUGGCUGUAUCGAGAACGAGGAGCUCUGUGUCGCUCAAUGUCAAGGGCAAGAGCUCAAUUUCUUCCGAAACCCUUCUUUGCAGCGCGUUCACAAAUUCCUCGCUGUCUUUCUCCUCUGUCUCAGCCUUUGCAGGGUUCUCAUUGGGUUUCGACUCGUUUUCCGGCAUCCAGCCUUCUUCUGGAAAAAGGCGUGGCUUUGUGGUGAGGGCAAGUAAAUAUCGCCUUUGCCAGACGAAAAGGAAUCGUUCGAGGAAGUCACUUGCCAGAACACACGGCUUUCGAAUGCGUAUGAGCACCACAAGAGGCAGGGCUGUGCUUAGUCGUAGGCGGGCCAAGGGAAGAAAGACUCUCUGCACAAAGUCCAAUCCUUGCAGUGGCAAACGUGCUUAAAAAACCGAUCCUUCAAGUUUUUCGUGAGCUUUUCGUGUAAGGUAAUAUGGCAAAUUAAUGAUGUGUUGAUGUGUGUCGGUCUCGAUGUUUUUUUGUUUGCUUUGGUUAUUUUUGUGGGGAAAAAUGCACAUUCUUGAUGGGAUACUUCUCAACUUCUUGAAAAAGCCCCCCAACUUGUCGAACUCCAUUGUUGAUACUUGUGUACUGGUAUUUUGAAAUUUGAUUGAUGUUGAUCUUUCAGGUUUUUGUAUUUAAUUGUUUUAUAGGGUACCAUUAAAAGGUGGGAUUUUGGGUAUUACAUUAGUAGCAAUGGAGUAUAUGAUGAGGCACUAUAUGUAUAUUCUGCCUUCGGUGUUUGCUUAAUUUCAAAACGUCUCUCUCUCUCUCUCUCUCUC